UCGGCAGUGCCAUCGAUUGCCAAGUGGUGCACGAAGUGGGCAAAAAGACGGUGCAAUGUUUAACGCUUAAAUUCGUUAACUGGAGUUGCAUUGCGAACACAACAACAAUAAUAAUUUUAAAAUAAAACAACAACAGCAACAGUGCCAUGCCGGUCAAAUUGAUAACUAAUUAAACAGGCACCACAGCAGUAGAGCAGCAACAACAAAAACAAAACAAACUAAGCUUCACAUCAUAAAUACAUAUAUACAUACAUACAAAGGUAAUACUACAAAGGACACGAAGCGAAAAAAGGAAAAACAAACACAAAGGCAAACAGAAUAAAGGAAGAAAAGGGAGAAAGAGAGCGCAGCUUUCCCUGAAAUUGGGUCGCGCCUUCCAAGCUUCAUUUGUUGUUGUUGUUGCAGGUGAUUUUCAUACGAAUUUCAAUAUUUGUUGUUGUGUUGUGCAAGAGUGUGUGUGCGUGCAUUUGUUGCUGUCAUCUUUGCGUUAGUUGUUGUUGCUGUUGCGAUGGUUGUUUUUGUUGCUGGCAGCUAAAUGUUAUGGCAACACUCGCAACUUGCAUUUGUGUGGAGUGAGGACUGGACAGUAAAAGGAUAGCAAAAAAAAAAAACCAAUUGGCAAAACGAAAGGAAGCCUUAUAUUUCACCAGAUAAUCCUGGCACAAUUUAUGGCAGCUCUACGCGUGUGUAUUUGUGUGGAGUGAGCCGCAGGAGUAGCUUGAAAUUAAGGGAUACCACUGCUACAGACCAGCCAGUCAGGAGCCUUAAUCUCCACCAGAAACUGUUCAGCUUCAUAGUCCGAUCCCUAGGCAACCAUACAUAUUCAUAUAUAUAUAUAUAUAUAAUAUAUAUAUCAGAUUCCUUGUGAAAAAAUGAGUGUGGUGGGCAAACAACUGAAUACCGUGCAAUCCUCUAAUGCAGCUGCCGUGGCCACAUCGUCGUCCUCGUCCUCAGCGGCAGGAUCCUCUUCAUCCAGCAGUGGAGUGGAGGCAAAUGCCGGUGGCAAUAGUGUAUCCUCGGGAGCUGUUGCAUCCGGCGGUACCUCUAAUGAUGCGAAACGUGCCGCCGAACCAUCCAGCGUGAGUCCCGAUGAGGUACUCCAUUUGACCAAGAUCACGGACGAUUAUCUCUGUUCUGCCAAUGCAAAUGUGUUCGAAAUUGACUUUACGCGGUUUAAGAUACGUGAUUUGGAGAGCGGUGCUGUGCUCUUCGAGAUCGCCAAGCCGCCGAGCGAACAAUAUCCAGAUGGAUUGUCCGUAGAGGAAACUAUGCUGGCGGCAGCAGAGGAACUGUCGCUGGAGGAUACUGCCGAUCCGAAUGCCGGACGCUAUGUGCGCUAUCAAUUCACACCGGCAUUUCUUAAUCUCAAAACAGUUGGAGCCACUGUGGAAUUCACUGUGGGCAGCCAGCCUGUUAAUAAUUUCCGGAUGAUCGAACGCCACUUCUUCCGUGAUCGCCUGCUAAAGACCUUCGACUUUGAGUUUGGCUACUGCAUUCCAUAUUCGAAGAACACGUGCGAGCACAUCUACGAGUUUCCUAAUCUUCCACCCGACCUAGUGGCUGAGAUGAUAUCGAGCCCAUUUGAGACGCGCUCGGACAGCUUUUACUUUGUGGAAAACCGACUCGUCAUGCACAACAAAGCCGACUACGCCUACGAUGGCGGCAUUAUUGUCUAGGAAACCCAACUAAAGUUGAACAGCAACUAGAGCAAAACUAAUAACUAAAGAACUAAAAACUACAAAAGCUGUGAGACAAAAUCAAUGACUUGUCACACACACACACACACACAAAACACUUGAUACACCCACUCCAAACUAAAAAGGAAAAAAAAAACCAAACUAAAAAAUGAAAGUCAAGAAACACACACUCACAACACAUCGAAUCAAAUCGAGGAAUAUUAUCACAGCCAUUUUAGCCUUAGCACAAGAGUUUUACCCACCAUUCCUGUUUGAUGUAUUUAGCAAGGAUAAUGACUCCUGUACACACACACACACACACACACACAAACAUUGAAGCACGCGGACUGUGUUCAUUUAUCAAUGAUUUAAACUUCGACUAUAUAAUUUUAAGUGCAAUGUGAUUUCCCCUGAUUUAUAUCUGUAUUUAUACACAUUUAUUUAUUCCUAAUAAGUAAGUACACUCACACAUGCCCAACAAGAAACAUAUAUAUGUAUACAUAUAUAUAUAUAUAUAAAUACGAACGUAUACACACACGAAACCAAAGAACAAACGAAUUGGAAAAUUUUCGAAAACUUGCCGUCAAUUUUUGUAUGCAGGAUACGAUCAUACGGGAUCUAUAAGCUUCAUGGCAUUUUUUUCUUCGUAUCUGUGUAUGUAUAUUUUUUAACAAAAGAAAAACAGGAUGAGAAUAGGAAAUGGAAAUCUGAAAAAAAUCUAAAGAUCACACGCCGAAACAAGAAUGAUAAAUUAAAUUACAUUUUAAAUGUA
This is a messenger RNA of Drosophila eugracilis, 2448 nucleotides long. It is a transcript of the gene unc-119, whose product is annotated as protein unc-119 homolog. Gene Ontology annotation, cellular component: cilium. The transcript is spliced from 5 exons. Gene Ontology annotation, molecular function: lipid binding. NCBI's taxonomy places the organism in Eukaryota, Metazoa, Arthropoda, Insecta, Diptera, Drosophilidae. Bases 873 to 1676 code for a protein of 267 amino acids. Gene Ontology annotation, biological process: nervous system development; cilium assembly; lipoprotein transport. The record is from RefSeq and is a predicted model, not a curated record.